GGAAUGAGCAGUUGAUUUGCGAUGGAUCAAGAUCAAGAGAAGGUACCUUUGAGAUCUUCAGCUUCAUCCGAAAAUCACUUAGAUUCAUCGGUGACGAGUGAACACAACCGAGAGAAGUCUGGAGUUCAAUGUGUACAAACUUUUGCUGUCAAAUGGCAACAUGGUCUCACCCUUUGACACAAUACUCCAUAAGAACUUCAACGGCAGUGCAGACUUACAGUCAGCCUCCAUGGAGGAGCAUAUCUCUGAAAGUAUGAGCAUCACCUCAGCUGACCAGGAGAAGGUGCAGCUCCUCAACAACAACACGGAGCUCCGCGCAGUCAACAAAAAGCUGAUGAAACUGAAUGAAGACUGGGACCAGACGUACCGCAAUGCCACCCUGGGGUUCCAGCGCAGGCUGGACAGUUUGGAGGGGGAAAAUGCCACCCUCAAAGACCUGAACACCAAACUGCUCCUUAAAGUCGAGAACCAGCAGAGUGCAAAGGACUAUUACGAGCAGGCAUUCAUGUUGGAGCUGAAGAAGAAUCAAGAACUCGAAGAGUAUGUCAGACUACUGGAGGGCCGAAAGUACCAGCCACCGGUUGAAAAGCAGGACAGGGUCUGCGAGACCAUCCCUGACCUCUCAUCCUCAAGCUCCCCCUCAUCAUGUGUUGCAGCUGCUUCUUCUACUCUGGAUGCAGAGCCUCAAACCAAACCCCCAAGCAGCGACUCCCACCGAGAGAUUCAGGAGCUAAAGAAGCAGCUAAAAGCAAUCAGGUGUCAGACAGAGAUCUAUGAAGCAGAAUAUCGGGCGGAGCACAACAACCACAAAAGCACACUGCAGGACAAUCAGAGGCUGAGAAGAAAGAGGGAGGACCUGCGACAACAGGUGGCCUUACUGCAAGAGCAGCUCAAAGUAUACGAGGACGACUUUCGACGGGAGCGGUCAGACAAACAGAUGCUGCAGAGGCUGCUGCUGGAAAAAACAGCACCCAACAAGGACCCGGUGUUGGUGCACCGCUGCAAUAACGCACCCCAGCCACAGGAAGGAGACGUGUGGACUCGGACUGCGGCCAAAAAGCAACACCACCCUCUCUGUCCCAAACAUCCAAAAAGGGGCAACGACUGAGGAACAACAUGAACCAGGCCCUCCGAAAUUAUUCUGAAUGUUUCACAAACAUUCAUGAAAUACUGCAAAUAAUUAUGAUAUAACACCAUUGUCCCAUUACUCUAAAAAUAUAUACAUGUAUAUAAAUUAAUACAACGGUGGUGAGCGUAAGAAUAGAUAAUGUAAAAAAAAAACAACAAAAUAUAUGUAUAUAUAUAUAUAUAUAUA
Syngnathoides biaculeatus (alligator pipefish) is the source of this 1315-nucleotide messenger RNA. RefSeq names its product TNFAIP3-interacting protein 3. The record is from RefSeq and is a predicted model, not a curated record. The coding region runs from base 161 to 1108 and encodes 315 amino acids. Gene Ontology annotation, biological process: regulation of transcription by RNA polymerase II; cellular response to lipopolysaccharide. Lineage: Eukaryota; Metazoa; Chordata; Actinopteri; Syngnathiformes; Syngnathidae. The transcript has 8 exons.